Papilio machaon (common yellow swallowtail) is the source of this 3858-nucleotide messenger RNA. RefSeq names its product elongator complex protein 1 (gene Elp1). Gene Ontology annotation, molecular function: tRNA binding; protein binding. Gene Ontology annotation, cellular component: elongator holoenzyme complex; cytosol. The record is from RefSeq and is a predicted model, not a curated record. The coding region runs from base 49 to 3858 and encodes 1269 amino acids. The transcript is spliced from 7 exons. Lineage: Eukaryota; Metazoa; Arthropoda; Insecta; Lepidoptera; Papilionidae. Gene Ontology annotation, biological process: tRNA wobble base 5-methoxycarbonylmethyl-2-thiouridinylation.
UUUUACAGCAUUGUUCGAAAUUUUUUAAUUCGUCAACACUAAACAGUUAUGAAAAAUUUAGAACUUUGGGAAGUAAAUACCAGAGGUAUUAACAUAAACUCGAAAGAAAAGUUCCAUUUAUGUUACAAUUAUGAUGGAGAAAAUACAGUUAAAUUUUUUGCCGUCACACAUAACCUACAAGUAUCAAAUAUUGAUGAAUCUGGAGCUAUUAAUUGGACAAAAGAUAUAUCUGAAAUUACCAACUGUGAGAAUAUUCCUGUAAAUAUAACUUACAUCUCAUUAUCAAAUCAGUUAUGCAUUGCAUUAGCAAAUGGAGAGCUAAUCACAAUUGACGAAUCUGGAAGUGAUUAUGAACUAGUGGGAGUUUUUGAAAAUGGAUUGAUGGCAAUGGAGUGGAGUCCAGACCAAGACAUACUAGUUUUAGUCACCAAAGAUUUAAAAAUGAUAACUAUGUCAUGUACAUUUGAUCCUAUAUCUGAAGUGGAAUUGUUGAGUGAUGAUUUUGGAAAGAAAGAAUUUAUAACUGUAGGUUGGGGCAAAAAAGAAACACAAUUUCAUGGAUCAGUUGGAAAGCAAGCUGCUAAACAGAAACUGGAAUUUUCAGAUGAAAAUGAAAGUACAGAUUCACGUGUCAAAAUUACAUGGCGAGGUGAUGGAAAUUUAUUUGCAGUUGGUUUUGCAAUGAAUGGUCUGAGGAGAUUCAAAGUAUUUGAUAGAGAAGGAAAUUUACAGUACACAAGUGAAAAGCAACCAGGACUUGAAUGUAAUUUAUCAUGGCGUCCAUCAGGAAAUCUAAUAGCUACAACACAAAAGAUUAAUAAUAAUUAUGUUAUAGCAUUCUUUGAAAAGAAUGGUUUGAAACAUGGUGAAUUCAAAAUUCCAGUCAACUCGAAGACUAUUGUGGAAGAUCUCUAUUGGAGUCCAGACUCGGAAAUAUUGACUUUGAGCUGCAAAGACUUAGAAGAUAAUACACAGAAAAUACUUCUUUUCACCACAAGCAAUUACCAUUGGUAUCAAAAGCAGAUUAUGAUAUUUCAUGAUGCUGAAAGAAUUGAUCAAAUCUUUUGGGACAAUGACUUUGACGUUGCAAGUAAUAAAAAAUUACAUAUUGUUUUACAGAAUGGUAAACAUUUUAUUUAUUCUUGGAUUUGGACAAUCAGCCAUAGUCGAGGAAAGAAUAGUGAAGAUGAUGCCAUGGUUGCUGUUAUAGAUGGGCGUAAAUUAUUACUGACAGGUUUUAGGCAGACUGUAGUUCCGCCACCGAUGGCCAGUCUGGUAUUAGAAUUGGAUUCUGAUAUACAUUCAGUUCAUUUUGCACCACCUCAUAUGCAAAAUAAUCAUAAUUGUAUUACAAAUUCUUUCUUUGUAAAUACAGAAGAGAAAUUAAUAUUUUUCGAACAAACACAAAAGUUCCCUCUACAGUAUAAAACUGUCAAGACUAUCAACAAAGAUGUGCACAGUUUUCCAUUUCAAAUUUACAAUUGGUACUGGUUAAAUUGUAAUACAAUAGUUGCUGCACAAGUUGACAAGUUAAAUUGUUACAAUUUGAUUGAAUAUGAUAUAAGUAAUGAAGUACUUUCACAAAGCAAGACUGUGCCUUUACCUGCACCAGUUGUGCGUCUUCACAGCGAUCCAAUUGACCCAUCAACUGUUUUUCUCCAACUAAAUACUGGUGAAAUUAUGAAAUACAGCUCUGGUAAAAAUGUUACUAUCCAAGAUAUAUCUUUCAAAACAUCUUGUAGUAAAUUUGAUAUUGUUUUUAUACAAAAUAAGUUACACUUUUUGGGUCUUUCACAGAAAGGAAAUUUAUAUAUUGAUAAUGUCAGUGUACUAAACAAUGUUAGUUCAUAUUUUGUACAUACAAGUUUCCUUCUUAUAACAACAUUGCAACAUUAUCUUCUUUGUACUGAAUUAUCACAAACUGGGUUUGAAGCUAUUACAGAAUAUCAGAAAAAUGAUUCACCUCAAGUUUAUAAACGAAAGAUUGAAAGGGGUGCAAAAUUAGUAAUAUCUGUACCAAAUGCAACCAACACAAUAUUUCAAAUGCCUAGAGGUAAUCUAGAAACAAUUCAACCUCGUCCGUUGUCAUUAAAAAUCAUUGGAGAACAACUCGAUUCACUGGAUUAUGAAAAAGCAUUUGAUUUAAUGAGAAAACAACGGAUAAAUCUUAAUUUAAUAUAUGACCAUAAUCCUAAGUUGUUCCUCGACAAUAUAGAUAAAUUCUUAGAUUCUAUUAAAAACACAUCAUGGCUCUGUCUUUUUCUAUCAGAUUUAGAAAACUCCGAUGUUACUAAAACUAUGUAUAAAAGUAGUUACAAAAAUAAUGUCAACAAUGAAAGUAUGAAAAUCCAAGAGAUAUGUGACAUUGUACAAACACAAAUAAACAAAAGAAGUGAUAGAAGUGACAAAAUAUUACCUUUAUUAACAACAUAUAUAAAGAAAAAUACAAUUGAAGACCUAGAAAAGGCUUUAUUGAUAAUAAAAGAAAUAAAAGUUCAUGAAAUGGGUAACAAUAAGCUAGCAGUAGGAUCUGAUGAGGCAAUAAGGUUUCUCUUAUACAUGGUUAAUGUUGAUGAACUUUUUAAUGUUGCCCUCGGUAUGUAUGAUUUCGAUUUAGUAUUGCUAGUUGCAAAUAAAUCACAAAAAGACCCAAAGGAAUAUAUUCCGAUGUUAAAUGAAUUAAAUGGUAUGGAUGAUAAUUAUAAGAAAUUUUCAAUAAAUAAAUAUCUAAAGAGAUUUGAUAAAGCAGUAAAGUACCUUGUUAAGUGUGGCAGUGAUAAGUAUGAAGAGUUAAAGGCAUUUGUUAAAUAUCACAGCCUUUAUAAAGAGGCAUUAGCACUCUUUAAUGAAAAUGAAGAUAUUUAUAAAGAAAUAGCUGAUGAUUUUGGUCUUUAUUUAAAGUUAAAAAAGGACUUUGUUGAAGCUGGUGUUGUUUAUGAAAGAUCUAAAAAUUAUAUAAAGGCUGUAGAUUGUUAUAAAGAAGCUUUAGAAUGGGAAUUAGCUUUAAGUGUAGUACAUCAUCUGACUGAUGAUCAGAGAUUAGAAACAUGUAGGUAUCUAGUAGAUGCUUUGAAAGAUGAAAAACGUCAUAAAGAAGCAUUAACCAUAUUGGAACAACAUUUGCAAAAUGGUGUUGAUGCAAUAAUUUAUGCAAUUGAGAAUGGUCAAUAUAAAACAGCGAUACGACUAUUGUCUAAAUACAACAGACCAGACUUAAGAGAGCAACGUCUUUUGCCUGCAUUAUUAGAAGAGUAUCAGAAUCUCAAAGGUUUAAUUGAAAAUAAUUUGAAAGAUUUUAUAAAACAUAGAACACGAUUAUCAGAAGUGAGAGAGAAUAAGCUAAAUAAAGCUGAUUAUAUGUAUGAUGCGUUUAAUACAAAUAAAGACGAUGAUUUGUAUUCAGAUGCAGGUAGUACUAUAGCAUCAUCUGGUUCAGGGAGAUCUUUCCGAUCUAGUAAGAACAGAAGAAAACAUCAGAGAAAAGUUGCUUCAUUGAAAGAGGGUUCACAAUACGAGGAUGUAGCACUAAUUAUGACGCUCCACAGUCUUGUUACAUCAUCAUUUAACUUGAGGUUGCAAGUCAAAGAUGUCAAUGUAACAUUGAGCGUUUUUAACAAGGACAAAAUGGCCUCUGAAUUACAGAAAAAUCUGGACAAUCUCCUGAAUGAGAUGAGGAGUCACUUUAAAGAAAUAUGGACAAAUGAUCUUGUCUUACAAGCCACCAAAGCUGCGAUAGACGCUGAAAAUAUACCUGAAGGAUCUAAUGUUAUAGCUGAUAGCUUAUCAUUCCUUGAGCCUCAUGUAAGAAUAGCACCAGUUAUUCAAGAUAUAAGCUGGAAACUAGAAGGUCUAAGCUAA